Pyrgilauda ruficollis (rufous-necked snowfinch) is the source of this 1377-nucleotide messenger RNA. It is a transcript of the gene HIPK4, whose product is annotated as homeodomain interacting protein kinase 4. Gene Ontology annotation, molecular function: protein serine/threonine kinase activity; ATP binding; protein tyrosine kinase activity. Gene Ontology annotation, biological process: peptidyl-threonine phosphorylation; peptidyl-serine phosphorylation. Bases 1 to 1377 code for a protein of 458 amino acids. The transcript is spliced from 2 exons. Gene Ontology annotation, cellular component: nucleus; cytoplasm. The record is from RefSeq and is a predicted model, not a curated record. NCBI's taxonomy places the organism in Eukaryota, Metazoa, Chordata, Aves, Passeriformes, Passeridae.
AUGGUGACACUAGUGGUAGGUGCCGAGUGCUAUGACAUAAUGGCCAUGGUGGGGAAGGGGACUUUUGGACAGGUGAUCCAGGGGCAGUCCAGGAGCACUGGGGAGAUGGUGGCCAUCAAGAUCCUGAAGAACUGUGAUCAUGAUGGCCAAAUAGUGAAGAAUGAACUGAGGCUGAUGCAGGCUUUGCGAGAGGCGAACACAAAGGACUCUCACAUAAUUCAUUUCCUCGAGUCCUUCAGUGACACAGUUUGGACCUACCUGGUCUUUGAGCUGCUGCAGCAAAACCUCUUUGACUUCCAAAAGCAGAACAACUUCUCACCUCUGCCAGUCCGACACAUCCGUACCAUCACAGCACAGGUGCUGGUGGCAUUGGUCAAGCUGAAGGAGCUCUCCAUCAUCCAUGCUGACCUUAAGCCAGAGAACAUCAUGCUGGUGGACCAUGCACGCUAUCCAUUCCGCAUCAAGCUUGUUGACUUUGGCUCAGCUAUCCUCCUCCCUGAGGUCUGCCAUGUCCAGGAGCCCUACAUCCAAACCCGCUUCUACCGGGCACCAGAGAUAUUGCUGGGAUUGCCCUUCUGCGAGAAGGUGGACAUCUGGUCUUUGGGCUGCGUGAUGGCCGAGCUUCACUUGGGUUGGCCACUCUACCCUGGCAAUGACGACUACGACCAGGUAUGCUACAUCUGCUCCACCUUGGGGCUACCCCGGGGUGAGCUGCUCUGCGCUGCCCAGAAGACACAGUCCUUCUUCCAACGUGUGCCAUGUUCCACUGGUACCUGGCAGCUCAAACCACCAGGGAAGGUGAUAGCAAAGCCAAUGGAGAGGAGGGAGCAUAUCUUUUCCUCACUGGAUCAGUUGGCGGUGGUGAAUGUCUGCCCGAUGCCUGAUCCUGAUCAGGAGGAGCUAGCUAAGCAUUGUGAUCUGUACAGGAUGGUGGAGCUGGUCAAGAGGAUGCUCACUUGGGACUCACAUGAGCGAAUCACACCCAGUGCUGCCCUUCAUCAUCCCUUCAUCUCCAUGCAGGAGGUGAAGGCCAGCUUUGAGGCUACCCAGUACUACCAGCUCAGCCAGGAAGACCUGCGGGCUUCCUGUAAGGAUUCCAGCAUAGCCGAGAUCUUCCCAGGCAGAGAGAAAGGUACCUUCAUCCCUGUCAGCCAGGGAGGCAUCCAGAAGGCCACUGUUCAGAUGGAUGGGCUCAGCCUAGCUGAGCCAGCUGGGGACACCGGUGACAAGUGUCAGCAGGACAUCUGUCAAGCCCCCAGUCUCGUCUACUGUGGAAGCCAGCACUGUCAGCACCACUGGUGUCUCCAGAUGGAGCCCACCAAGGGUCACUUGGCUGUGCCACGGUCUCCCAGCAAAAUGAAACGAGAGCUCUGGUGA